Messenger RNA from Balaenoptera musculus (blue whale), 850 nucleotides. RefSeq names its product transmembrane protein 215 (gene TMEM215). The transcript has 2 exons. The record is from RefSeq and is a predicted model, not a curated record. The coding region runs from base 143 to 850 and encodes 235 amino acids. NCBI's taxonomy places the organism in Eukaryota, Metazoa, Chordata, Mammalia, Artiodactyla, Balaenopteridae.
CGAGGAAACAGCUGCUGUGGAGGUUUCUAAGGAGACUCAAACUGGUUUUUUUCCCUGCUCCCGGGAGACGGCAGGAAACCUCAGUAGGGAGGAACAUUGCUCCCUGGCUAGCAGGCAGUCCCCAACCUGGAUGGAGUGAAAGAUGCGGCCUGAUGACAUUAACCCGAGGACUGGGCUGGUUGUGGCCCUGGUGAGUGUCUUCCUGGUCUUUGGCUUCAUGUUCACCGUCUCUGGGAUGAAAGGAGAGACUCUGGGAAACAUCCCCCUCCUGGCCAUAGGGCCAGCCAUCUGCCUCCCAGGCAUCGCAGCCAUUGCCCUGGCCAGGAAAACUGAGGGAUGCACCAAGUGGCCCGAGAAUGAGCUGCUAUGGGUCCGCAAGUUGCCCUGCUUCCGGAAACCCAAGGACAAGGAGGUGGUGGAACUGCUGAGGACCCCUUCAGACCUGGAGUCGGGCAAGGGGAGCUCAGAUGAGCUGGCGAAGAAGGUGGGCCUCAGGGGGAAGCCCCCCCUCCAAGGGCAGGGCGAGGUGCCUAUGGCCAGCUCCAUCACCACCCCCACACCCACGGAGGAAGGAGAACGCCAGAGCCGGGUCCAGAGCGGGCAUCGGGAGGAGCCAUGCAGAUACCUGGAUGGCUACUGUCCCUCAGGCAGUUCCCUCACCUACAAUGCCUUGGAUGCCAAGUGCUCAGCCUGGGACAGGUCUGAGUGCCCUGAGCCCGAGGACAGCAUCUUCUUUGUGCCCCAGGACAGUAUCAUCGUUUGCUCCUACAAGCUGAACAGCCCCUAUGACAGAUACUGUUGUUACAUCAAUCAGAGCCAAGGCAGAUGGGACCAUGAAACGAUAGUCUAA